Molecule: messenger RNA, 6441 nt
Organism: Rhea pennata
Lineage: Eukaryota; Metazoa; Chordata; Aves; Rheiformes; Rheidae
Gene: MALRD1
Product: MAM and LDL receptor class A domain containing 1
Exons: 40
Coding region: 1-6441 (2146 amino acids)
Cellular component (GO): membrane
Molecular function (GO): protein binding
Source: RefSeq, a predicted model, not a curated record
AUGAACAAGUUCACAUUCUUCUGUGUGUCCUAUUGUUUUGCUCCGGUGGCUAUUUGGUCAUCUGCAGGACCUGAGUUGCAGCGUGGUGAUGGCUCCUCUGCUCCAUCUGGGGAAUUGUGCGUUCUCAACAACCAGUGUGGAGGCAGCAGUGAUGAAAAGCAAUGUGAGUCUCGGGGGGGUUUACUCUGUGAAAAGUGUGACUUUGAAACUGAUCUGUGCAAAGUCUUUCCUGAACUGAAUUUACAAUCUGGAUGGAUUAGAAGAAAUGGCCGAUCUGGUAUGGGAUCACCUUACUCUGACCAUACUGGGAAUGACACUGCUUAUUUCCUCUCAUUGCCUUCUGAAAUGGGAACCUCUUCUGCAAUUUUAAGGAGCAAUGUUUUCCUUCCGACUGACAAGGAACAUAUUUGCCAGAUUAAGUUUUAUUAUUGGAUCAAUCAAAUGAAUGCAACAUUGAUGGUGGGGCUUCAAAAGCAUUCUGAGGAUACUAUUAGAAACAUCUGGCAAUAUUCAGCAGAAUGGGAAAAUCGGUGGAAAGCAAAUACGAUCACAAUCAAUAGCACUGAAAAGUUUGAGGUUAUUUUCUGGGGAAUGGUAGAGACGCAGAAACAAGAUGAAACUGUUGCCAUUGAUGAUAUUUCUUUUGGUGAAGGAUGUUUUCCAGAAUUCGCACAGCAGAUUUCCAGUUUUGAGCUUGGCAUGUGUGAAUGGAAUUCGGAUCCAGCAGCUCUGCCCACAACCUGGGCACAUCUCCAAGCAGGGCACAAGCUUGCCUCCCUCUCCUCUCUGAAAGAUCAAAGCAACAGUAGUGACGGCCAUUUUGCAUGGGUAGAAGCUAACAACAAUAUGUUAUACAAAAGUGCUUAUCUUAACGACUCUACGUGUCAUUGCUUUGGCAAGAGCUGCCGUUUUCAAUUUCAUUACUCCGCGGCGGAAGGCAGCAUCCUCAAGGCAGUGCUGUAUACUAGGCAGGAAGAACAUAUCUUGUGGGAAACCAACAUAACGACUAACAAGGAAUGGAUCAAAGUGGAUGUACAAUUACCAGAAGGGCUAGAAAAAUUGAAGCUUACGUUUAAAGGAGCAGUUCAGAGCAGAGCAGGUUUUAUCUGUCUCCAUAACAUCCAGCUCAUGGACACUGAGCCACCGGAGUUACCAGAUUUCUGCUCCUCAGACAAAUUCAGCUGCGCUGACGGCCAGGCUAUCGAAAGAGGAUCAGCCUGCGACUCCCACCCAGACUGUCCCGAUGGAAGUGAUGAGGCCCCAGCAGCUUGCUCUAAUUAUACUAUGUGCAAUUUUGAGACUGACUUCUGUGGAUGGAAGCCACUAAGUACGGCUGAUGCUCAGUGGAAUAUAACGAAAGGAGAGGCUCCCCUUGACACAGGACUCCCUGACAGAGAUCAUACAACUAAUGCUGGACAUGGAGCAUACAUUUACUUUGAUGGAUCACAGCAGAGGAACACCGAGCUGGCCUUGUCUCGCCUGGGGAGCCCUUUCCUCGUCAAACUGUCCCCUGGACUUUCCUGCUGCCAGGUGAGAUUUUGGUAUCAGUUAUCUCAGGACUCCCAGCUUUCUGUCUUUAAGAGACCUGCCCUGGAUGGAAGUUUGGAAAAACUAUGUGACAUUUCAGGAUUGCCUGAGCUGCAGUGGACAAAAGCCAGUAUACCUGUAGAAACUGUAGCUGAGGACUUACCUUUUCAGAUCAUUUUACAAGCUACAAUUCUAUCAAAAAAUGCUACUGUUGCUGUUGAUGAUAUCAGUGUAACAGAGGAAUGUGAAGUUAUGAAUAAACCACUUUCAAGCAUCAGCCAAGAAAGCAAAGCUGCUGUGUGUGAUUUUGAAACAGACAAUUGUGGUUGGCUUGAAACUGUAAAUAAAGAUGAAUUUGACUGGAUAAGAAGUUCCAGUAGUGCUCUUCCACCUGAUUUUCAGACACAAGCUCCUCUACAGGAUCACACUUAUAACAAGUCUGAAGGUCAUUUUAUGUUCAUUCUGGUAAACAGCAGCAACAUUUCACAAGUUGCUCAACUACGAAGCCCAAAGUUCAGCCAAACUGGAUCAAGUUGCACAGUAUCUUUCUGGUAUUACAGUUAUGGACAGUCAGUUGGAGCAGCAGAGAUGCAAUUGCUUGUGGAUGGGCUGAAGGAGCCUACUGUCCUUUGGAGGAUAUAUUACAACCAGGGAAAUCAAUGGUUGAAGGCAUUCAUUCAGCUUGGACGCCUUCCACAUCCUUUCCAAUUAUCACUUGAUAAAAUCAGUUUGGGUUUUUAUGAAGGUGUCUCAGCAAUUGAUGAUAUUACAUUUGAAAAUUGUGCUCUUCCACCUCCAGCAAUAAGCUGUGAGGGUCCUGAUCAUUUCUGGUGCAGAAUCACAAAAGCGUGUAUUGACAGUUUAUUGGUAUGUGAUCUUGUGGAUAACUGCGGUGAUGGAUCAGAUGAAGACAACUGUAACCUUGACCUACAGUGCAACUUUGAAAAUGGACUGUGCAAUUGGGAGCAGGACAUAGAAGAUGACUUUGACUGGAUCAGAAAACAAGGUCCAACCCCCACGCUUAAUACAGGCCCAUUAAAGGAUCACACAACAGGCACGGUCAGAGGACACUACCUCUACAUGGAAUCCUCAGAGCCUUAUGUAUUCCAAAAUAAAGCAGUUUUGCUUAGUCCUGUCUUCAACUCUGAUGGCAACGAAACCUGCAUUUUUCGCUUUCAUUAUCAUAUGUUUGGAAAGCAAGUUUAUAAGCUGUCAGUCUUCCAAAGAACUGUGAGUAAUACCAAGGGACAGAUGCUGUGGUACAAGUUUGGAAAUCAAGGCAACAGAUGGAUAAGGCAGACACUCCACAUCAACAGCUCUAAGCCAUUUCAGAUUUUGGUGGAAGGUACUGUAGGAGAUGGCUUCACUGGAGACAUUGGAAUUGAUGACUUGUCCUUUCUAUCAUGUACUCUUUACAACGGAAAAUUGCCAGAAAUCUCUACAACUCCAUCAGGAACUUCAGCUCCUGCCACGCUCCCCAUGAACAAUUGCACAGAUGAGCAGUUUGUCUGUAGAGCCUCUGGCAAUUGCAUCCAGAUGAUCCAGAUGUGUGAUUUUAGGCCUGACUGCUCUGACAAAUCUGAUGAAGCACCUUGUGCAAGCGAAGUGUGCAAUUUUGAAGACAAAACCCUGUGUGGAUGGUAUCAGCCAGCCUUAGAAGAGACAGAAACUGUUUCCAUCCUUUCCACAAAUGUAUUCAAGUGGGGACUUGGAAGAGGAGCAAAUCUCUUCCCUGGGCAAGAAAAUCACAGCCCAUUAACUGAUCAUACUACGUUUACCAAAGAAGGCUGGUAUCUGUUUGCAGACAGCUCGGCUGGAGAAUUUGGUCAAACUGCUGACAUUGCUACUCCAGUUAUCUCCCUUACUGGGCCGAAAUGCAAAAUGGUGUUCUGGAACUAUAUGACUGGUGCAACAGUAGGUUCUCUGCAGGUACUCAGUAAAAUUGGUAACGUGACAUCUGAACUGUGGGCUCAAAGUGGUAAUCAAGGUACACAGUGGAACAGAGCAGAAGUGUUCUUAGGAAUUCGUUCAAGUUUUCAGGUUGUUUUCAGGGCAAAACGUGGUGUCAGUUACAUGGGAGAUGUGGCAGUGGAUGAUAUUACCUUUGAAGAUUGUUCCCCUUUGCUCAUCCCAGACAGACCUUGCACGUUAGAGGAAUUCACGUGUGCCAACAAGUACUGCAUCCCAAGGGAUAACCUGUGUGAUUUUGUAAAUCACUGUGCAGAUAACUCAGAUGAGAACCCUAACAUUUGUAGCACAGCUAUUGGGCGUUGUGAUUUUGAGUUUGAUCUUUGUGGCUGGAAGCAAGAUGAAAACGAUGACUUUGACUGGAAGCUCAGAACUAGCAGUACUCCAAAAAUGGGCACUGGACCAGCUGCUGAUCAUACUUUGCAAGAGCCAUCUGGACACUACAUUUUUAUAAAGAGUUCAUUCCCUCAGUUGCCAGAAGAAAAAGCCAGGAUUUCUAGUCCUAUGCUAAACAGAAGGAGUAAAAACUGCAAGAUACUUUUCUAUUACUAUAUGUAUGGAGCUCACACUGGAUCAUUGAUUGUCUAUCAGAGGACCACAACAGAACAAGAAAAAAUCCUCCUUAGUCUCACAGGAAACCAGGGAAAUUUCUGGCAGAGCAAGGCAUUGACCUUGGAUGGAGAUGAAGAUUUCCAAGUCAUCUUUGAAGGGACUGUUGGAAAAGGUCCCUCGGGGAACAUAGCGCUUGAUGAUCUCACGUUAUCCAGGGAGUGCUUACCAGCCCAGGAGUUUUUACCAGCAGAGCCCACAACAUUGCCUCCUGCAGGCCCCUGCUCACAUGGCUAUUGGGAAUGUCAGAACGGCAAGUGUUACAGACCAGAACAAAGCUGCGAUUUUGUAGACGACUGCGGGGAUAAUACGGAUGAGAGUGAAUGCGGAACUUCCUGCACCUUUGAGAAAGGCAGAUGUGGCUGGCAAAAUUCCCUGGCAGACAAUUUCGACUGGGUGCUGGGGGUCGGCUCGCCUCAGAGUCUGAGACCUCCCAGGGAUCACACGCUUGGAAACAGAACGGGACAAUUCCUGUAUCUUGAGGCUACUCCAAUAGGCCUGCAAAAUGAAAAAGCCCAUGUGAAGAGUUCCAAGUGGAAGGAGUCAAGCAGGAGUUGUGUGAUAAGCUUCUGGUACUUCAUGUCAUCAAAAGCCACAGGACGUAUUCAAGUUCUCAUUAAGACUGAUGAUGGAAUUGUGAAAAUAUGGAGUGACUCAGGAAAUCAUAGUGAUGAAUGGAUGAAAGUUGAGUUACAUCUGGGGAAGCUGAGGAAUUUUGAAGUUUUUUUUGAAGGCAUUCGUACCCGAGACCUAGGAGGAGGAGCAGCAAUAGAUGACAUAGAGUUCAAGAACUGCACCAUAGUUGGAGAGAAUCCAAGGGAAUGCCCUGCACUCACUGAUUUUGUAUGCUGGAACAAGAAUUGCGUAGCGUCUCAGUUUAUUUGUGACUAUAAGCCAGACUGUGAAGACCUGUCAGAUGAAGCUGAUUGUGGUUACUAUACAAGUAUUCCUGGAAGCUGCAACUUUGAGUCACAAGAAUGGACCACUGCAUGUGGAUUAACACAAGAUUCUAGUGAUGAUUUUGACUGGAAUAUUAACAGUGCUGUCACUGGACAAACAGGUCCUGAUGCUGACCAUACACCAGGUAAAGGUCGGCAUUUUUUGUAUGCAAACUCAUCUGCCCAGAAGGAAGGAAACAGAGCAAGGAUAAUUACUACCAAAUUCUUCCCUGCCAGCCUUGGGAUCUGUAGAGUUCGGUUCUGGUUCUGGCUAUUCGCUUCUAAGCAAACAGGAGUCUUAAAGGUAUACACAGUUGAAGAACGUGGAACAGAUAUUCUUAUGUGGUCUUCUAGUAGAAAUGAAGAAAACAAGUGGAUGUAUGCAAAUGUGGUCCUAUCCAGUAACAGUCCUUUCAGAGUUGCGUUUGAAGCUGAAGUGGGGUGGAGCGAAUCGACGGAGUUUGCUCUUGAUGAUAUUUCUUUCACUCCAGACUGUACUGAUGGAGGACCAGCUGAUCCAUACCCUCCAGCUUGCGGUAGUGACCAGUUCACAUGUGCAUAUGUGCAGCAGUGUUUGCCCCUCACUGCAAAAUGCAAUGGAACUGAAGACUGUGCAGAUGGAAGUGACGAAAUGAACUGUCCCACGAAGGUCCCUACCACAGCGUCUUCAGGGCUCUGCAAGCAAACUGAAUUCCUGUGUCCUUCAGAAGGGUGUAUCCCAUCCCUCCUGAAAUGUGAUGGUGUGCCUGACUGCCAGCUUCACGAGGAUGAAAUCGGCUGCCCCAUGCAAGAUUGUUUCAAAGGCUCCUUGUUAUGUGUGUCAACUAAUCAAUGCAUUCCAGUCUCCCAGCGUUGUGAUGGUGUUGUAGACUGUGCUGAUUUCAGUCCUGAUGAAUCCAGCUGUUCAGAUUGUCCUGAAGAAUACUGCAGAAAUGGUGGAACCUGUGUCAUCAGAGAUGCUGUUCCUUUAUGCCAAUGUGGAAAAGAAUGGGAAGGAAAUCGUUGCCACCUAAGUGCUAAGCCUCUUCAAUGGCCAGCUCCCAGUCUCCUUUCAAGUGAUAUUUGGAUUGGAUUGGGUGUUGGUUUCCUGCUGAUUGACAUUACAAUUGCUGCCCUCUGUUUCCUUUCAAAGAAGAAAACACCAGAAACGAACCUGAAUGAAAACCCUAUUACUUCAUUUGCCAACCCAUUGUACAAAGACCUUAGUCCACCUGGGAAUGUAAAGCCUCAUGGGUAUACUGCUUCGCCUGUUGUUCAAAUCAGUGUUUCUCCAUGGCAUGAGAAUCCUUCUAAUAAAGAUGUGAAUGCUAAUUCUUUUCCAAAUCCUCUCUAUGGUGAGGCAGCAGAAGACCUCAAGAAAUUAUACAGUUUCAGGAAAAUGGACAUAAAAUGGGAUUAA